CAGCAAACCACCACCACCCGUCCCUCUUUUACCAGUCACGAAACCGAAACGCCUACUAUGUAUACCUACAAGAUUGCCCUACUCGCCCUCUUCACCGUCGCCAGGGUUUGUGCCUAUCCCACCACUCGCGAGCUUGCCCCUCCAGAGUCGAACGACAUCGCUCCAAACCCUACCAAAGUCCCUCGCCAACUUCCGGCUCUACCGCGCCAUACUGCCACAAAUUCUCCUCGUGGACUCGCCAUUGCCUUCUUCUCGCCCAAGUCACACGAGAACUCACACAAUGUCGCUGCCAACCCUGCUGCUGUUGCGCCGUUUGCUCGUGGUGUUGCACAGCCAGAUGGUGCUCCCGAGCUCGAGAAGCGUCAGAUCCGCAAUGCCGACUACCACGCUGCGUCCCCGCCGACCAACUCGAAUCCACCCCCACCUCCCGCUCCUGAACCGCCUGCUGUCUCGCCUGAUGUAAAGAAGACCAAUGACUCUGAGAAGACCGACUCUAAGCCAGCUGCGAAGGAAUAUCCUGCCAAAGAUAAGCGUGCCAAUGUCGACAGCAGCCUCCGCAAGCACGCUCCCAACCGUGUCCUUUCUUCGAAUGACCAGCAAGAGAUUGAUGGCGCCGAGACUCGCGUUGCACCUAAACGUCGCUUCACUUUGGCUUCGCGCAUCGCUCGGGAAUGGCAAGGGCUCGACCGACGCAGCGUCGAAGAGAUGACAAAUGCCAGCAACCGCAACUUUGACCACGACGCGGUGACUCGUUGGAGUCGUGAGGAGAUGGGAAGGAUGAAGAGAUGGAGCAAAUUGGAGUAG
Mycena indigotica is the source of this 804-nucleotide messenger RNA. RefSeq lists its product as uncharacterized. Bases 58 to 804 code for a protein of 248 amino acids. Lineage: Eukaryota; Fungi; Basidiomycota; Agaricomycetes; Agaricales; Mycenaceae. The record is from RefSeq and is a predicted model, not a curated record. The transcript has a single exon.